AUGGGUGUUAUUGCUGUUGAAACUCGUACAGUUGAAUUAGAACAACCAGCUGAUCCAGCUAAUUUUGAUUCGGAUGCACGUACUAUUCAGCAAGCUGGUCAAGUAUGGUUUCCUGAUUCAGCAUUUAAAACAGCACAAGCAAUUAAUGAUUUCAAACGUGAAAAUUUACCAUUAAUGAUAUUUGCUAAUUGGCGUGGUUUUAGUGGUGGAAUGAAAGAUAUGUAUGAUCAAAUAAUUAAAUUUGGCGCUUAUAUUGUUGAUGCUUUACGUACAUAUAAUCAACCUGUAUUCAUUUAUAUUCCACCAAAUGGUGAAUUACGUGGUGGAGCAUGGGUUGUUGUUGAUCCAACAAUUAAUUUACGUUGUAUGGAAAUGUAUGCUGAUCGUAUGAGUCGUGGUGGUGUACUUGAACCUGAAGGUACUGUUGAAAUAAAAUAUCGUACUAAAGAUCUCAUACGUACAAUACAUCGACUUGAUCAUAUUUGUCGAGAAUUAGUAAUAAAUAUAAGUUUAUGUACAACAACAACAAAUACAAUGAAAGAAGAUUUAGAAAGACAAUUAGUUGAAAGAGAAAAACAUUUAUUACCAAUGUAUCAACAAGCUGCUGUUAUGUUCUGUGAUUUACAUGAUACACCAGGUAGAAUGUUAGAAAAAGGUGUUAUUCGAGAAAUUCUUGAUUGGCGAACAAGUCGAGAAUUUUUUUAUUGGCGUUUAAAACGUCGUUUAGAAGAAGAUAAUGCAAUUAAAACUAUUUUAACUGCUAAUCCAUCAUUAGAUUAUCAUGAUGGAUUAAAUUAUCUUCAACAAUGGUUUAGUGAAGAUAAACAAGAUGAUACACUUCAAUGGACAAAAGAUAGAAUGGUCGUUCAAUGGCUCGAUGAAUUUAGUAGUUCUUCAUUAAUUAAUAAUCGCAUUAAAAAUCUACAAAAACAACAUGCUCUUGAACAUAUUAAUCGAAUAUUCCAAAUGCAUCCUGCUCUUUUAUCAGAUAUAAUCGAACAAUUGAAUGAUGAGCAACGUCGCGAAUUAAUUCAAAUUUUGAAUAGUAAAAAUAAUUAG
Rotaria sp. Silwood2 is the source of this 1059-nucleotide messenger RNA. NCBI's taxonomy places the organism in Eukaryota, Metazoa, Rotifera, Eurotatoria, Philodinida, Philodinidae. The record is from the annotation of a GenBank genome assembly.